This is a messenger RNA of Paramisgurnus dabryanus, 3434 nucleotides long. The record is from RefSeq and is a predicted model, not a curated record. Lineage: Eukaryota; Metazoa; Chordata; Actinopteri; Cypriniformes; Cobitidae.
AUGUGUUGGGUGGUGGUGAGAACAUCUCAUCGAUUCAACUGCUGUACGAGACCACCAUGAUAUAAAAGAUGAGAGGGAACUUACUUGGACUGCUUUUACUUUUAAAAUAUUGCAUUGUACAGAACUUUGAUGAAGACAUCAGGGACUUUGUAGUUGGUAACAGUAAAUUGUUUGUUCUUACUGACCGUCGACUACAUCAGAUGAGACACGAUCUAUCUCUGGAAAAGACUAAGGAUUUGGAUGACACAGAUCCAAACGCAGUUACACUUCUGGUGCCUUUUGAGUCGAACGGCACCCUGAUUACAUGUGGAACAUCAAACGGUGGAUACUGUGAAGUUCUUGAUCUCAAUGUUGUUACAAACAGCAUUUACAAAGAAAAUUUAUCUACUGUACCACAACUGAAUGAAAAAUCCAUAGCAUUCAUAGUGGACAGCAGUCCCAAUGGUGCUUACCUGUUGGUUGGGAAGAAGGACUAUAUUCAAAAUUACCAGUACCAUACUAUUGUCACUUUGUGGAGCACUUUACAUUCUCAACCAGGCACCAUAUUCUCUACAGUAGGUGAGGAUGCCGAUGCUUACAUUCAUACAACAAGAGAUGUGGAGUUUAUAGACGGGUUUCAGAUAAUUUUGCUCAAACUCUCGUACCUGUUUCUCAACGCAAAGACUGAAUCCGGUUGGCAAGCGUUUGCCCUCAGACUAAAUAACGCCAAAGGAAAGAAGAAAGACAUUCUGAAGAGCAUAACUGGAACAAUGUUGGACUGCUGUAGUAAUGAAUCUCAUCCUGUCCUUGUCGCAUCAGCUCUUAUUUCUUCAGAUAAAGCUGUGAUCUGGACAGGUGUCUUCAGUGCGCAGGGUGAUCCAGAGAACACAGCACUUGCUGUUUACGACCUCAGUAAUGUUAAUGGUAAAGUGAAAGAUUUCUGCUUCACCGGUGAGAGAUGUAGGUCUAAUCCUAAACAUCAGCCAAUAGCAGAAGUUUUUAAAAAGUCAAUGAGUUCAGUAGCAGCAGUUAGGAGUGAAUCCUGGAUUGUGCUCUUCAUUGGAACCAAAGAUGGACAACUAAUAAAGGUUGUGUUGGAUGAGAGUUUCAGUCCAGGCUGUCCCACAGUGCUGUACAGAUCUGAUGAUGAUCAGGAAGUGCUUACCAAGAUGCAUUUAGAUCCAGUAGAUAACAGACAUAUCUACAUAGCUCUGAAAAAACAGAUCAGAAGAGUGUCUGUGGUUCAGUGUGUUAAACACAACUCUUUGAGAGACUGCAGAGCUGCGCUGGAUCCUCUCUGUGGUUGGUGUGUUGAGACAUGCAGAUGCUCCACCCAGGAUGAAUGCUUGAUCUCCUCAUGGAUAUCCUUCCCAAAUAACUAUAUUCAGAAACCACUGCUGUCUUUUCAGGUGGCAGAGAAAUCCUCUAGAGAGAUGACUCUACAUCUCACCUUGAGUCUGGACAGCACACAAAAUCCUGCCGUCUUCUCAUGUACAUUCACCACAGUGGGUGUGAACCUUUGUAACGGAUCUGAUCCUGCUAUAAUUUUUCCAAACUGCUCCUGUGGUUUUUCAGACCAGCUACUGUCUAGCGGAGGUUUGGAGGUCUUUGUUGCAGUUACUGUUGAGGAUCAGAAGUUCACAGAGACCCUGAUGCUGAAGAACUGCUCCAGUAUUACAGAUAAUUCAUCAAUGGCUUCUUAUACAGAGUGUCUGCAGUGCGUCUCAGCUGGAUGUCAUUGGUCCUCUUCUUUUAAGCGCUGUGAUUGGACACAUGGAUUUGAUGAACAGUUCCACACACCGGAUGCAUGUAAAGAUUUACAGACAGACUACAAGGAGCCAAAAAUUUUGGCUAUAGAGCCGAACAGAGUUUCUUUCCAUGGCAAAAACAAUGUUUUACUAACAGGAAGCAACCUGGAAUCUGUCACCAAAAUCCGUUUUCAAGAGGAUCUGGACUGCAUUACAAAAGAGUUUCCUGUGUUUGAUCGUUCGAGUGACCGUCUAAAGUUCAACGUUCCUCCCAGUGAAACUAAAGGAACACUAAAAGUAUGCGUUGUUACUGAGGAUGACCGUUGUUAUGGUAAAAGCAUCAUUACUUAUAAUUCCCAGCCCAGCUGCACAGGAAUACAACCCAAAGUCACCUGGAGAAGUGGAGGAAGGAAGAUUCAUGUACAGGGGAUCAAUAUGGAGUUUGUGGAAUCGAUCAUUAUCCGUCCUUCCAGUAAAGAGCUCAAAUCACAAUACAGCACAAACUCCAAGGAUUUAUGGUUUUACACCCACCCUUAUGAUGGCAGUGGUCUCAUUAAUUUGAUGUUGAAAGUUGGUAACGUCACUUUAGACUGUGCCAGUUUGACCCACCAGCCUGAUCCAGAGUUCAUUGGAUUUACAACCACACAGAUGGACAAUAAUGUACUGGUGAUUAUAAAGAAAAAUGCAGAUAAGUUGAAUCUGAGUAUGAAUGAGGUGCAGGUGUCUGGUCUACAGGGCGAUGAUGAAUAUGAGUGUGUUUUAGUGAAGAUUGAUUCCAGUGCCAUUACAUGUACAAUUAAAGGAGACCUCCAAACAGUGGACUCUAUCACUAUAAAGGUUGGAAAAUCGUUUGUUUUCAGGAUGGGACAAAGCAGUACAAAGUCUUUGUUUUGUAUCAGACCACCAGAUACAUCUGGCUAAGCAUAAAGGGGCUAAAGUCUGUGAUUAUUUGGAAAAGCAUAAUUUUCAUGUAAAAACAUAAAAGACUAAAAUUUUUCCUUAACUUUUUUAAAAGUUUUAAAGGUCACGUACUUUCUGAUCCCAUUUUUCAAACUCUAGUUAGUGUGUAAUGUUGCAUGUUGCUAUAAUAGCAUAAAUAAUACCUGUAAAAUGAUAAGCUCAAAGUUCACUGCCAGGUGAGAUAUUUUUUCUUUAACCGAAUUCACCUUUCAAAGCCUACAGCGAACGGGCGAUUUGGACUACAGCCCUCUACUUCCUGAUUUAAUGACGUAGAACAGUUUUUUGACUAAACUCCGCCCAUAGGAAUACGUCAGUCGCCAGCUAAGCUAACGGAUAGCUAAGCUGCUUUUGAAUCACAACACACUAAAUAAGCUACACAAUCAGAACUCGAUACGUAUUUCUGAUGGAGGGACUUCAUAGAACAAGGAAGACAUCAGCCCGUUUUUAGGACAGUGAAAACAGUGGUAUAUAAAGGGUAUGCAUUGACGUCACUUUUCCACGUGACCACGCCUGAGCAAGCCCUGUUGAGUGGCAAACGUUCAACAAAAUGGCUGGUUUUCACAGCGGCUGCUGCAAAAAUGCCAAUAAAACUGACGAUUGUCAGCUCAAAUUAAAUUUAGUUGGACUUGAUAGCAGAGGUGGACAAUACUUAGUUACAUUAGUUACAUUUUCCAAGCAUCUGUGCUUUAUUAGGGUAUUUUUCUUGUGAAAAAAAUUACUUUACUACAUUCUAAAGCAUAGAAUCAU